AUGCCUUUGGUGCGUAAACGACGAGCGGCCGAGCCCGCCAACUCUGAUAAUGCAGCUCCCGAAUCCAGCACAAACCGCCGACAAAGACCGCGCGGAGAAGACUCUUCUGAAGGAGAAAUGACCGACAGCGAUGGUGGCGCGGGUGCGCCAUCCAGCCUCGACGCCAUGGUGAAGAAGAUGGUCCGAUUCGCCCUUGCGAGCGAGUACUCGCGUCUUCCGAUCCGUCGUUCCGAUAUCAGCGCCAAGGUACUAGGCGAGCAGGGAACACGUCAGUUCAAGACCGUUUUCGAGCAGGCCCAGCGCGAAUUGAAGAGUAAAUUUGGAAUGGAGAUGUGUGAGCUGCCGGCUCGAGAGAAGACGACGAUUUCACAGCGGCGGGCCGCUCAAAAGAUCGAAAAGCAAUCGAGCUCGAAUAAAUCCUGGAUCUUGAUCACCACCCUCCCCCGCGCUUACCAAACCCCCGCCAUCCUCCCACCAGCAAAGGCACCCUCCUCGGGCGUCGAGAGUACCUACACAGCUCUAUACACAUUCAUAAUCGCCCUAAUAAUUCUAAACGGCGGCGCCCUCGCCGAACCAAAACUCGACCGCUACCUAACCCGCAUGAACGCAGACCAACACACCCCCAUCGACCGAACAGACAAACUCCUCCAGCGCCUCUGCAAAGAAGGCUACCUAGUCCGCACACGGGAGAUGGACGGCGGCGAAGAACUGAUCGAGUACAUCGUGGGGCCGCGGGGUAAAAUUGAAGUGGGGAGCAGGGGUGUGGCUGGGUUAGUGAGGGAGGUGUUUGGGUGGGGAGAGAGCAGGUCUGGAGAUUAUGGAGAUGGGGCGGCGGGCCUCACGCAGGUCGAGCAGGAGGAAAAGGAUAUCUUUGAGGACCAAUUGAAGCGGAGUCUUGGGAUUCGAGACCGAGAUGGCCGGGUCAGUGGGGAGGCUGUAUCUGCACAACGCGAGGAGGAGGCUAGUGAGGGGCCUAGACGCUCUGGUCGGCCUUCUACUGCUGCUCGUCGGGAGGAUUCUUCUUCUUCUUCUUCUUCCGAGGAGGAGGAGGAGGAGGGAGAGGAGGGGGAGGACGAGUCGGAUUGA
Molecule: messenger RNA, 1086 nt
Organism: Penicillium argentinense
Lineage: Eukaryota; Fungi; Ascomycota; Eurotiomycetes; Eurotiales; Aspergillaceae
Product: MAGE domain-containing protein
Exons: 3
Coding region: 1-1086 (361 amino acids)
Biological process (GO): DNA repair
Cellular component (GO): nucleus
Source: RefSeq, a predicted model, not a curated record